This is a messenger RNA of Cryptococcus wingfieldii CBS 7118, 945 nucleotides long. RefSeq lists its product as hypothetical. The transcript has 9 exons. The record is from RefSeq and is a predicted model, not a curated record. NCBI's taxonomy places the organism in Eukaryota, Fungi, Basidiomycota, Tremellomycetes, Tremellales, Cryptococcaceae. Bases 1 to 945 code for a protein of 314 amino acids.
AUGCCACAUCUCGCGCACUUUGAAAAGGCCUCCGAGCAACUCAACCACGACCGCCACCACUUCAAUCCCUACAUCCCCAACCACAACUGCCCCUAUAUCCUCACCCCGCCCUCGCCCCAAUCCACACAUUCACACACCGAUAAACAGCCCGACAAAGACCUCCCACCCACGCCACUCCUCGACUCCAAGCACAUCUCCGAGACCCGACGAUACUGGCUCCACCUCAAGUUCAAGGCAAGACUUUCAAGACCCCGACUGGACCUCAAAGCCAAGCUCUCUAGGAACACCCUCAAGGUCAAGGAUCUCCUGCCCUCAAAAUGGCUCGGUCCCCGCACCUUUCCCGACCUCUGGAUGCGCGUCUGCAAGCUGUGGACUAUCGUUGCGCUCGGAGCUUUGAUCAUGCCCCUCGUCGUAUGGAUCAUGAUCUUUAUCGAGAACACCAAGACCUUUGCAGACACCAUGGACCACUAUCUGGGUAACGACCAGUCCCGGUAUGAUCAAAUUGAUGGCGAUUCCGAGGCAGGAUAUGUCGGCAACACCAAUAUCCCCAAGCAUCUCGGAGGCGUCAUCUUUGCCGCCGGCUUGGACGUUGCCAUGUGGCUCAUCAUUUUGAUCUCUGCUUGUGCCGAUCUCUUCUGGAGAUUCCCCAUCGCAAAGCAAUUUAUCGACGCUUUCUACGCCAACGGUCUAUACGACGAAAAAGGUCUCGUCGAAAUCGAGUUCUUCUUCCUCGUCGCAAAUGCAUUCCUCAAAUUAUUCAUCGUCGUCGCCACCGGCUCCCAAACAUACACCGGCCUCUACCCCGACAACAACCAAGUCGACACGCCGCUUUUCUGUCUUUAUGCUGUCAUGAUUCUGCUUUGCAGUAUCCCGUUUACUCUUAUCGCGCUGUUUUAUAUCUUGCAUGGUAUCAAGAGGAAAGAGUACGCCGCGUCCGCCGCUUAA